CUCCCCCCGCUCCGCUCCCCCUGCUCCCCCCGCUCCGCUGCCCCCCGUCUUCCCCGCUCUCUGUCCCCGCUCGAGGCCCCAUGGAGAAGUCGGGCAGCGCGGGCCGCUUCCACGUGGACGUCGUUUGCGAGCCCGGCGGGGGUGGCGGCUCCUCGUCGUCGGGCGCGGAGCUCCGCCACCGCGGGGGCCCCGGGCCGGGCCCCGACGAUCCCCCGGGCUACCCCGAGCACCGGGGCCCCUUGGCGGAGGAGGCUCGCUCGGUGGCCGGGGGGGGGCCCCCCAGAGGGGGGGGGGCCUUCUCACCACGUCAACUUCGUGGACGACGGCGGCGUGGGACGCCGUCACCUUCACCAGCAGCAGCAGCAGCAGCCGGGACCCCCUCCGCAUCACCACCACCACCACCAGCUGCUGCUGGGCGGGGGGCAGAACGGGGACACGGUGCGCAGCGAGGGGGGCGACUCGUCGCUGGGCGGGGGGCACGCGCACGACUCCCACUCCAACACGUACUACCUGAGAACCUUCGGGCACAACACUCUGGACGCGGUGCCCAACAUCGAGUUCUACGCGAACGCGGCGAGCCUCGUGGGGGAGCAGAUGGUGAGGCCGACCUUGGCCGAGCUGCACAACGAGAUGGACAAGGACCCCCUAGAGGGGGCCCUGGCCCUGGAGCGACUGGGCAAUGGCGAGAGUCCUGGAGAUGCCCCGGAGGAGGCCGAGGGGACCAAGGGGGCCCCCAAGGAGCAGCAGGGGAUCGUCAAGUUUGGCUGGAUCAAGGGGGUGCUGGUGCGCUGUAUGCUCAACAUCUGGGGGGUGAUGCUGUUCAUCCGCCUCUCGUGGAUCGUGGGGCACGCAGGAAUCGCACCGGCGGAGAGGGAGACAAUGGCAGCCACGGUGGAGGUCUGACCAUCGCGCUCGUUAUGCUCAGCGUGGUCGUCACGACGACGACCGGCCUCUCCCUCUCCGCCAUCUGCACCAACGGCCGCGUUCGAGGAGGUGGUGCCUACUACCUGAUCUCGCGCAGCCUGGGCCCCGAGUUUGGGGGCUCCAUCGGCCUCAUCUUCGCGUUCGCCAACGCCGUGGCCGUCGCCAUGUACGUCGUCGGCUUCUCCGAGACCGUGCGCGACUUGCUGGUGGUGAACGACGCGGUGAUGGUUGACGACAGUAACGACAUCCGCAUCAUCGGCACCAUCACCGUGCUCCUUCUCCUCGGCAUCACGGCCGCCGGCAUGGAGUGGGAGGCCAAGGCCCAGGUGGUGCUCCUCAUCAUCCUCCUCAUCGCCAUCGCCAACUUCUUCAUCGGCACGGUCAUCCCUGUGUCGCGGCAGAAGCAGGCGCAGGGGUUCUUCAACUACAAGGCGUCCAUCUUUGCGGAGAACUUUGGCCCAGACUUCCGUGACGGCGAGGGCUUCUUCUCCGUGUUCGCCAUCUUCUUCCCGGCCGCCACGGGAAUCCUCGCCGGAGCCAACAUCUCCGGCGACCUCGCCGACCCCCAAGCUGCCAUCCCCAAGGGAACCAUGUUGGCCAUCCUCAUCACCACGAUCACCUACAUCGGCGUGGCCGUGUGUGCCGCGUCCUGCGUGCUGCGGGACGCCUCGGGGAAUCUGAACGACACCUACGUUGCCGGCAUCUCCACCAACUGCACCAACGCCGAGUGCGGCCUGGGCUUCGACUUCUCCAGCUGCUCCGUUGACCGCACCUGCAAGUUCGGCCUCAUGAACAACUUCCAGGUGAUGUCGAUGGUCUCGGGAUUCGGUCCGCUCAUCAUCGCCGGCAUCUUCUCGGCCACGCUCUCCUCGGCCCUCGCCUCCCUCGUCAGUGCUCCCAAGGUCUUCCAGGCUCUGUGCAAGGACAACAUCUACCCGGGGUUCGAGAUGUUCGCCACUGGCUAUGGCAAGAACAACGAGCCGAUCCGUGGCUACAUCCUCACCUUCUUCAUCGCCCUCGCGUUCAUCCUCAUCGCGGAGCUGAACACCAUCGCUCCCAUCAUCUCCAACUUCUUCCUGGCCUCCUACGCGCUCAUCAACUUCUCCUGCUUCCACGCGUCCUUCGCAAAGUCUCCCGGCUGGCGCCCCGCCUUCCGCUACUACAACAUGUGGGUGUCCCUGUUUGGCGCCGUGCUCUGCUGCGCCGUCAUGUUCGUCAUCAACUGGUGGGCGGCGCUCAUCACCUACGCCAUCGUGCUGGGGCUCUACAUCUACGUGGUGUACAAGAAGCCCGACGUGAACUGGGGCUCGUCGACGCAGGCGCUGUCCUACCUGAACGCGCUGCAGGACAACCUGCGCCUCUACGGGGUCGAGGAGCACGUCAAGAACUUCCGGCCGCAGUGCCUGGUGAUGACGGGCGCCCCCCCUCACCGCCCGGCGCUCAUCGACCUCGUCCACUGCUUCACCAAGAACGUGGGCCUCCUCAUCUGUGGCCACGUGGUGCUGGGCCCCCAACGCCAGGCGCUCAAGGAGCUGUUUGCUGCCCAAGUGAAGCACCAGCGCUGGCUGCUCAAGGAGCACAAGAAGGCGUUCUACUCGCCCGUGUGCAGCCACGACCUACGUGAGGGCGUGCAGGUCCUGCUGCAGGCCGCAGGUCUGGGCCGCAUGAAGCCCAACAUCCUGGUGCUGGGCUUCAAGAAGGACUGGCGGCGGGCCGACGGCGCCGCCGUGGAGAGCUACAUCCACGCCAUACACGACGCGUUUGACCUGCAGUUCGGGGUGGUGGUGGCGCGCGUGCGUGAGGGAUUCGACAUCUCCUCUGCCCUGCAGCUGCAAGAGGAGCUUCUGGCACAGGAGAUGGAGCGCGCCGCACAGGAGAUGGCGGAGGUGGCAGUCGGUAUGGACAUGACCCCUGACCUGAGCGUCUAUCAGAACAUAACGGAUGGAGACGAGAAGCCGGCCGGAAGGGGGCGACCCCACGCGGAGCGGCGGAAACAAUCAUGGCUGCUGCGGAGGCCAUUGCUGAAACCAGCAGCGAGUCCCCGGGUGGUGCCGUCCCUGAACGCCGCCGAUCAGAAGCUGCUGGAUGGGAGCUCCCAGUUCCAGCGCCGCCAGGGGAAGGGAACCGUCGACGUGUGGUGGCUCUUCGACGACGGCGGCCUUACGCUGCUCAUCCCGUACAUCCUGACCACCAAGAAGAAGUGGGGCGACUGUAAAAUCCGCGUGUUCAUCGGUGGAAAAAUCAACCGCAUCGACCACGAGCGGAGGAUGAUGGCGACUCUACUGAGUAAGUUCCGCAUCGACUUCUCCGACAUCCAGGUCCUGGGAGACAUCAACAGCAAACCGUCUGCAGAGAGCGUGAAGCUGUUUGACGAGAUGGUGGAGCCGUUCCGGUUGCACGAGGGGCAGAAGGACGACGCGGCGAGCGCCGAGAGACUCCGGGCGCAGUUCCCGUGGAAGAUCUCCGACGCCGAGCUGGAGACGAUGCGGAUCAAGACGCUGCGGCAGAUCCGGCUCAACGAGCUGCUGCAGGAGCAUUCGCGGAGUGCCAACCUCAUCGUCAUAAGCCUCCCCGUGGCGCGCAAGGGCUCCGUGUCGAGUCUGCUGUACAUGGCCUGGCUGGAGGCGCUCACCAAGAACCUGCCGCCAACCAUGCUCAUCCGGGGCAACCACCAGAGCGUGCUCACCUACUACUCGUAGCACCACAACCACCACCGCACAACCACCACACAACCACCACACAACCACCAGAGCGUGCUCACCUACUACUAGUAGCACCACCACCACCACCGCACAACCACCACACAACCACCACCACACAACCACCAGAGCGUGCUCACCUACUACUAGUAGCACCACCACCACAACCACCACCACACAACCACCAGAGCGUGCUCACCUACUACUCGUAGCACCACAACCACCACUGCACAACCACCACCACACAACCACCAGAGCGUGCUCACCUACUACUAGUAGCACCACCACCACAACCACCACCGCACAACCACCAGAGCGUGCUCACCUACUACUCGUAGCACCACAACCACCACCGCACAACCACCACACAACCACCACCACACAACCACCAGAGCGUGCUCACCUACUACUCGUAGCACCACCACCGCACAACCACCACACAACCACCACCACACAACCACCAGAGCGUGCUCACCUACUACUCGUAGCACCACCACCACCGCACAACCACCACACAACCACCACCACACAACCACCAGAGCGUGCUCACCUACUACUCGUAGCACCACCAC
Messenger RNA from Petromyzon marinus (sea lamprey), 4195 nucleotides. Lineage: Eukaryota; Metazoa; Chordata; Hyperoartia; Petromyzontiformes; Petromyzontidae. The record is from RefSeq and is a predicted model, not a curated record.